Molecule: messenger RNA, 627 nt
Organism: Brassica oleracea var. oleracea
Lineage: Eukaryota; Viridiplantae; Streptophyta; Magnoliopsida; Brassicales; Brassicaceae
Product: protein SPIRAL1-like 4
Exons: 3
Coding region: 147-476 (109 amino acids)
Biological process (GO): cortical microtubule organization
Cellular component (GO): cortical microtubule, transverse to long axis
Source: RefSeq, a predicted model, not a curated record
AAAUUCAUAUGUACAUGUAUGUAUCUGUACCUCCUUGUUCCUCUGUUUCUCCCUCUGCGUUGACUUCCGCCUAAUCGUAGAAGAAGAGGAAACAAAAACCAGAAACAGAUCUUCGAGUAUCGGCGCCGGAAUCAGCUCGCCGGGAAAUGGGGAAAGCUAGAGGAGUUAACAGCGGCGCCGGAGAGAGCUCUCUCGGUUACCUUUUUGGAUCCGGUGAGUCUGUUUCCAAACCGAACAUGCCCACCACCGCCACCACGACAACACCAACGACUACCACCGGAGAUAAAGCCAAGACGGAGGAGGAGAAGAAGAAACAGAUGUCGGCUGGUGUGAGAGGAAGCCCUAAUAAUUACAUCAGAACAGAGGGACAAAACUGUGGCAACUUCCUCACGGAACGACCAUCGACGAAGGUUCAUGCAGCACCAGGUGGAGGAUCUUCUCUGGGUUACUUGUUUGGAUCUGGAUCUGGCAAAUGAUUUGUUUCUGCAGCAUUUUGAACCGUUUGAAGAAAGUGUAAAAAUAAAUUGUAACUUUAUUUCUUAUUCGUGGUGAUCAAUGUUAUGUUCAUGAGGAUUGUUUUGGAUUUGACCAUUUUCUUAUGUUCUUGCAAAAGGAUUUGUCUAUCAA